CAGAUGAUGGCUUCUGACGCUAGUCAUAUGCUGGAAGCAGCUUUGGAGCAGAUGGAUGACAUCAUCGCAGGUACAAAGUCAGCUACAGAGUAUGCUAAUGGUGGUUAUGAUAUUGUGUCACCUGCUCCAUCAGUAUACUUGGGCACCUUUCAAAUUUUGCAUCUCCUGGAGGAUCUAAAGAUGGCACUGGAAAUGCUAGAGGAUCCUCAAGAGAAAGAAGCAUUGCGAAAUCAAAUUCCGGGGGCUACAGCAGUGUGUAUUCGGGAGUGGUUUGAAGAGAAUAUGUCACAGGCGAAUCAUCAUUCAUCUAAUAAUGAAACUUAUCAAGAAAGACUGGCACGAUUAGAAGGUGACAAAGAGUCGCUCAUACUGCAGGUGAGUGUUCUUACAGACCAGGUGGAAGCUCAAGGAGAAAAAAUCCGGGACUUAGAAAUCUGUCUUGAGGGCCAUCAGUUGAAACUGAAUGCUACGGAAGAAAUGCUUCAACAGGAGUUGCUAAGUCGAACAUCACUAGAGACUCAGAAAUUAGAUCUAAUGGCUGAAGUUUCAGACCUGAAGAUUAAGCUGGUUGGUAUGGAAAAGGAACAGAGUGAAUACGAAGAGAAACAGAACAAAGCUGAGUCAGUAGUGAACCUGAUCAGUGAGCUACAGGAGCAGAUGUGUAGACUGCAGCUGGAAAUUAAUAGUAGAAUCCAAGAAAGAAAGUCUCAAGAUAGGAAUCCAGACUUGACACCUAAUGGUCCUCAAUGUAGUCCAAGAUCAGUGGUAGAGACUCUCAGCCAGAAGAAUUGCUCUCAGUGUGAUGGUUUGCUGCAGGAACUUAGACACCUGAAAAUUAAAGUGGAAGAACUGGAAAAUGAAAGAAAUCAGUAUGAGUGGCAAUUAAAAGCAACUAAAGCUGAGAUAGCCCAGCUUCAAGAGCAAUUAGCUCUCAAAGAUGCAGAAAUAGAACGUUUACAAAGUCAACUAUCUAGGACCUCAUCACAGAGUGAAGUGGCAGAAAGAGAGGAAGUUUAUAGGAGAAGGCUAAAAGAAAAACAUCAAGAAGUUCAACGGUUGAAGAUAGGGAUGGAAUCGUUAUUGGCUGCAAAUGAAGAAAAGGACCGUCGAAUAGAGGAGUUAACACUAUUGCUAAGCCAGUACAGAAAGGUCAAAGAGAUAAUGAUUGCAGCUCACGGCUCUUCCAUCUCUGGUGGCAGUGAAGAGGAACUUGAGCCAACUUUAAGGAAGUGGAAUCUUUUGAAUAAUCCUCAAGGAGAAUUAUUUAAAACAGAGGCCUCUUCAGGAGAAUUGUCACCAGCUGUGGUGUCUCCAGUGCCGCACAAAGCUAUGGAAAUCAGUGGAAGCAUUCCAGUAUCUUCAACUAAUUUAACCUCUCCACAAGAAGAAUCUUUGGAAAUCAUAAAUAGAGUUCCACAGAAAAAAAAGUCAAGUAGUUUAGAAGACUUGCAGAGUGAAUCCCUGGAGAAGUAUGUAGACGGAAAACCAGUACAGCCUGUUGUAGAACAAGAGAGUAAGCCACUUGUGAAAGGCAGCAAGUAUCAAACCUUGCCAGGAAAGCUGCCCCGACCCUUACAGAACGGAGAGCAGGGAACAUAUAAUUCACCAGACGGGUGUGGCACGAACGACACUGAGGACAGCAGCAUCCUGGGCCUGAAUCGCGUCAGGAGUGUCAGUGCACCAGUGCUAGGAGAAACAGAGAAUGUGGAUGGUACAGUAGUCUCAGAUGACCUUUCACCUCUUUCUUCGGGAACGGAUUCAGGUCCACAAUCUCCAUUGUCUCCAGAAAACAGAAAGAGUCCAAAAGGGAUCAAGAAAAUCUGGGGAAAAAUAAGAAGAACUCAGUCAGGUAACUUCCCUGCAGACGACCUGGGUUUGGCAGAGUUUCGAAGAGGAGGUCUCCGUGCAACAGCUGGACCUCGGUUAUCCAGAUCAAAGGAAACCAAAGGCCAGAAAAGUGACUACAAUGCUCCGUUUGCUCAGUGGAGCACUGAAAGAGUUUGUAACUGGCUGGAGGACUUUGGUCUCGGUCAGUACAUCAUUUUUGCACGGCAGUGGGUGACUUCAGGCCAUACGCUGUUAACUGCAACACCUCAGGACAUGGAAAAGGAAAUGGGAAUAAAGCAUCCACUGCACAGGAAGAAAUUAGUUUUGGCCAUUAAAUCAAUAAAUGCAAAACAAGAUGAGAAGUCUGCACAACUCGAUCAUAUCUGGGUGACACGAUGGCUUGAUGAUAUUGGUUUACCUCAGUACAAAGACCAGUUUCAUGAAUCCCGAGUUGAUGGGAGAAUGUUGCAAUACUUGACUGUGAAUGACCUUCUCUUUCUGAAAGUCACCAGUCAGCUGCAUCAUCUGAGUAUUAAAUGUGCCAUUCAUGUGCUGCAUGUCAACGGUUUUAACCCUCAUUGUCUACGCAGACGACCAGUUGAGGAGAAUAACAUUUCACCUUCUGAAGUAGUUCAGUGGUCCAAUCACAGAGUGAUGGAAUGGCUCCGAUCAGUCGAUCUGGCAGAAUACGCACCAAACCUUCGAGGAAGCGGAGUACACGGUGGCCUGAUUAUUCUCGAACCUCGCUUCAAUGGUGACACACUGGCAAUGCUGCUGAAUAUUCCACCUCAAAAGACCCUGCUGCGACGCCACCUAACAACCAAUUUUAAUGUGUUAAUUGGACCAGAGACACAACAAGAAAAAAGAGAAAUAACGGAGUCAACAGCUUACACACCUCUGACCACCACUGCCAAAGUUCGGCCAAAGAAACUUGGAUUUUCACAUUUUGGAAACUUAAGAAAAAAGAAAUUUGAUGAAUCAACAGACUACAUCUGUCCUAUGGAUACAAACCCAGCUGCUACCAACGGUACUCAGAAGAACUAUGGUGGAUACAAAGGACUUAGUCCAGUCACUGAUAAGGAACUGGAUCAGAUGGAACAUUCAGAAGGAACAGUAAUGCAAAUAGGGGCUCUUUCUCAAGGCAUAAGCCAUCUCACGACACUAUUAAGCCAAGAUGAAAUGCUGAAUGACAGCAGAUUUUUAACACCUACCUUUGAAGACUGGAGAUGA
Messenger RNA from Antrostomus carolinensis (chuck-will's-widow), 3057 nucleotides. RefSeq names its product PPFIB scaffold protein 2 (gene PPFIBP2). NCBI's taxonomy places the organism in Eukaryota, Metazoa, Chordata, Aves, Caprimulgiformes, Caprimulgidae. The record is from RefSeq and is a predicted model, not a curated record. The transcript is spliced from 29 exons. Gene Ontology annotation, molecular function: protein binding. The coding region runs from base 4 to 3057 and encodes 1017 amino acids. Gene Ontology annotation, cellular component: presynaptic active zone. Gene Ontology annotation, biological process: neuromuscular junction development.